UUUGCGGCGCAUUUACGACAGAAGGCAUUUGGGCAAAACACAACCAAACACUUUUGGAGCGCAAACUCGGGCAUAUCCAUAUUAUAUGGGUGAUAAAGUAUAAAUGGGAAUGUAUUUAUAAACAUAACUAACUUACUUCACUGACACAAAAAGAACACGGUGAACAUCGCCACCCCCCACCAAUCCUCUUUUGGAGAACAUCUCCGGUCGACACACUUUCCGGUAAAGAUGGCGCUGAUGGCGACCCUGCGGAGGACAUGGCGUCUGUUGCCAUCGGGACCCUGGGUCAUUACUCCCGCCGCCGCCUGCUCACAGAGCUCCGUUAGUGGCCACUUGGUGCCUCUGACCUCGCUGUCCAGACCUCCGUGGCCGGAGACUAGGCCGGUGCCGGAGGAGGAACAGCGGCGGCAGCACGCCGCCCUGACGAGCGCCGUCAACCGUCUGAUCGAGCAAGACGACUUCGGCCGCCUCUUCGCCGUCGUGCACUUCGCUGGCCGCCAGUGGAAGGUGACAGACGAGGACCUGAUCCUGCUGGAGAACCACGUGGAGGCGGCGUGCGGCGAUCGCCUACGUCUGGAGAAGGUGCUGCUAGUGGGGGCGCAGCACUUCACCCUGGUGGGCCGGCCGCUACUGGCCAAGGAGCUGGUGCGCGUGGAAGCCACAGUGCUGGAGAAGACGCAGUCGUGGCCUAAAGUACACAUGCGCUUCUGGAAGCGCCACCGCUUCCAGCGCAAGAAAAUCAUCGUGCAGCCGCAGACCGUGCUCAGAAUCAACAGUGUGCGGCUGGCGCCGGCGCUCACGUGACAAUCAAACCGCCCCUAAUCCCCCCCCAUCCCCGCUGCUGUGUGACAACUCGGCGUUCGGGUGGACCCACAUUCUCAAGUUCGUGGCGAGGCAAAACUGUGGAGUGUGUGUGUGCCUGAAAUGCCUUGCUCGCGACAAGCUUUUACUCCUGCGUGGACUAUUCAGCACACUAGUCCGAAUAUCACGCGUGUAUGACUUGAGUGGGCACUUAUAGAAAGAAGGACCAGAUGUUACGAGUGAGGCAUAUACGGUACUUGUUGACAACCGCAUGCUACUCGUUAACAUUUUGUACAGCCCUGUGCCAGCUGACGUGAACUAGUGCAACUAUUAGCCCCACUAAUAACAUGCAGUGCGCACAAUUGUCAUGCGAGAGUUGGAGGAAGUCAUGGGAAAACGCCUUACUAGUGCUGUAAGAACUGAAUAAAGUUCAUUCUGUCUCUUAGAA
Hippocampus zosterae (dwarf seahorse) is the source of this 1249-nucleotide messenger RNA. It is a transcript of the gene mrpl21, whose product is annotated as mitochondrial ribosomal protein L21. Gene Ontology annotation, cellular component: ribosome; mitochondrial large ribosomal subunit. Gene Ontology annotation, molecular function: structural constituent of ribosome. The transcript is spliced from 2 exons. The record is from RefSeq and is a predicted model, not a curated record. Bases 229 to 804 code for a protein of 191 amino acids. Lineage: Eukaryota; Metazoa; Chordata; Actinopteri; Syngnathiformes; Syngnathidae.